Anoplophora glabripennis (Asian longhorned beetle) is the source of this 967-nucleotide messenger RNA. RefSeq lists its product as uncharacterized. The record is from RefSeq and is a predicted model, not a curated record. The transcript has 4 exons. Lineage: Eukaryota; Metazoa; Arthropoda; Insecta; Coleoptera; Cerambycidae. The coding region runs from base 86 to 967 and encodes 293 amino acids.
AAUACAGUUCAGACAAUUGCGUUUAUUUUUGUUGUGUUAAAUUUUAUAUAUACCUAAUUUUAUUUUAUAUCUUGUGUUAAGUACAAUGAAAGUUGGCGAUCAUUUUACGAGUUAUAAUGACUUGCAAAGUGCAAUUAAUGAGUAUGAAAAAGAAAAUAGGGUGCAGUUCUGGAAGAGAGAUUCUAAGACGCUAGAGAAUGCUAAAAAUCAUUGUCCAAAGAUUUUUGAAAAGGCAAAUAGGGAUUUGAAAUAUUACAUUAUAAAAUAUUCAUGCAUUCAUGGAGGACAAAAAUUUAGACCAAAUAAAAAUAACAAGUCAAUACGGAAACAUGAAGGAACUUUAAAACAAAAUUGCCCCGCAGAAAUCAAUGUGAAAAUAUCGGAUGAUGGAAAGUCGCUACUGAUUAAAUCUAUGAAUAUUAACCACAAUCAUGAAAUUCCUACAGAAGAAAUAUUUAAACAUUUACCAAAACAAAGAAGACUUUCAGACGAACAUAAAAAAUGUGUUUUGGAAAUGAUGAAACUAAAAAUAAAUAAGAAAUUACUUCAGGCAGACCUAGUUGAAAAAACAGGGAACUCAAUAUUGUUGCGUGACAUAUCAAAUAUUGUUAAAAACAGUCAGGGAAAAGACAACCUGCAAGAAAUGAUCAGCAUUUUAAAAGAAAAAUAUCACUGCUUAAUUGAUGUACAAACGGAGGAGAAUACAUUUCAAGGAAUUUUUUUUCAAGAGGAAAUGCAAAAAUGUUUUUCUCUGUUUCCUGAGAUACUUUUCCUAGACGGAACUUACAAAUUAUUAAACAAUCGGUGUCCUGUUUAUGUGAUGGUUGUUGAAAAUUCCUUUGGUACCACUGACAUUGUUGGAAUUGCUAUCAUAACAAAAGAAGAUAGUGAAUCUUUAGGCUGGUUUCUCAAUAUUCAAAGAAAGAAAUCCAAAGUGGCCAAAUAUAAAAGUUAUAAUGACAGAUAA